Messenger RNA from Anolis sagrei ordinatus, 1047 nucleotides. Its product is annotated as olfactory receptor 1f45-like. Gene Ontology annotation, biological process: G protein-coupled receptor signaling pathway. Gene Ontology annotation, molecular function: olfactory receptor activity; G protein-coupled receptor activity. The record is from RefSeq and is a predicted model, not a curated record. Gene Ontology annotation, cellular component: plasma membrane. Lineage: Eukaryota; Metazoa; Chordata; Lepidosauria; Squamata; Anolidae.
UUUUUUUUUUUGCCCUCCUCUAGUGGAUAAAUGAGAAGCUUCCCUCACAGGUAGAUUGCAUUUCCAUAUAUAUAUAUUUCUCUCUCUUAUAGGUAAAAAAUGGUCUAGAUGAACCAAACAAACCACUUUGACUUUGUCCUCUUAAGCCUCUCCAGCCAGUUUGAACACCAAGGUCUCUUUUUCCUAGUUUUUCUCAUGGUCUACAUGUUGUGCCUUCUGGGAAAUCUUCUGAUUAUUGCACUCAUCCAUUUUGAUGACCACCUUCUCCAUACCCCAAUGUACUUCUUCCUCAGCCAUCUCUCCCUAGUCGACACCUUCUUUGUUUCCACCACUGUGCCCAAGAUACUGUCAAAUUUGAUGUCCAAGACAGGGACCAUCUCCUACAGAGGAUGUUUGACUCAGAUGUAUUUCUUUUUGACUUUUGGCAAUACUGAUAAUUUCCUCCUGGCUUGCAUGGCAUAUGACCGCUAUGUGGCCAUUUGCCAUCCAUUACACUAUACCACAGUGAUGAGUCACCAGGUCUGCGUCUUCCUGGUGUCUGGCUCUUGGAUCUUCUCUUCUCUUCACUCCUUGCUCUACACACUUCUGAUCUCACGGCUUUCUUUCUGCACCUCUUGGGAGAUUCCCUACCUCUUCUGUGAUGUCUAUCCCCUCCUUGAUAUUUCCUGUUCUGACACAAGGCUCAUAAAGGUCCUGGCACUGACAGAAGGCAUGGUGGAUAUUCUGGGACCUUUUGCCCUCAUUGUUAUCUCCUAUGUGUGCAUAUUCCAUGCUGUCAUGAAAGUCCCAAUGGCUGGUGGUCAGCGUAAGGCCUUCUCAACUUGUGGCCCUCACCUGGUUGUUGUAGUCUUGUUCUACGGCACUAUCAGCUGCCUCUAUUUCCAGCCUACCUCUGCUUACUCAGCCCACAAAGGAAUUUUCCUCUCUCUCCUGUAUGCAGUGCUCACCCCGACACUUAACCCCUUCAUCUACAGCCUGAGGAACCACGACAUCAAGGCCUCCAUGGCAAGGCUGCUAGUCAAGUCCAGGGCUGUUUUGAAGAAGUGA